AUGCCCGUUGGAUGUUUAAAGCUCAUAUCUAUCGACCUCAGAAAUGCAAGGUUGAGGAUCCUUGACCUUCAUUUGGCUCCAAAUCUUGAAAAGUUGAUUCUUGUUGAAUGCAACGAUUUGGAAGAACUCCACAUACCCAGUAGAUGUCUAAACCAUGAAUACCUACUACUCUCUAAUUCAAAAUUGAGGACCCUUGACAUUGGGUUGACUCCGAAUCUCAAGUAUCUGGAUCUUAAAAGUAGUUAUUAUUUGGAAGAACUUCACAUGGCCGAUCAAUGUCAAAAGCUCACGAACCUCGACACUAGUCAUUCAAAGUUGAGGACCCUUGACCUUAGGUUGACUCCAAAUCUCAAGGGGUUAGAUCUAAGUUAUUGUUGUAUCAGUGAUGUUGGCACUGGACUCGAAGAUUUGGGGAAAGUAGGUGAAGCUUCUUCUUCCAUUGAUGGGGAUACCAAACAUGCGUCAAUCCACAAUCAUGAGAACACCAGAUUGAAUCGUUUUCUUCGUUUGAGUCAACCAAUUUGA
Messenger RNA from Lactuca virosa, 525 nucleotides. Lineage: Eukaryota; Viridiplantae; Streptophyta; Magnoliopsida; Asterales; Asteraceae. The record is from the annotation of a GenBank genome assembly.